UUCCCGUUUGCGUGUUUUUCUAGUACCGUGAAGGUGAUUCCCGAUCUGGCUCAGGCUCACAGGAGGCUCUGGAGGGCAUCGAGAUACGCGCACCCACACACGCACGUCAGCCAACGGGACGCUUCGAUGUCUCGGUAGUUUAGAUAAUGCUUAAGCUACCCAAAGGACUGAAGAAGAAAAAGAAAGGCAAAAAGUCCAAGAAAGAUCAGGAACUCUUUACCGAGGAGGAGCUCGAGCAGUACCGCCGGGAGCACCAGAACCAGUCGGCGCUCAACUCGGCGGCACCAUCGGACAGCGAGGACCAGCCGGGCGGUAGCGAAAAACCUGAGAAGCCGGACAAGCCCGAAACCGACGAGGAAUGGUCGAAGUUCGCAGCGCUCACCAGUGGCGUUGACUCGGUGCUCAAGAAGACCCAGGGUGACCUAGACCGCAUCAAGAGUACAUCCUUCUUUCAGAAGGUACCGACGCGUGUUGAGCAGGAGGCCAAGGAGCGUGAAGAGCGUGAACGGCGCGAGCAGGAGGAGCGCGAAAGGGCAGCUGAGGCUGCGAAGGUUGAGGAGGAGCAACGGGCGGCCGAGGAGCUCAUCAACGCAGUCGUAGAGCUUUCGGAAUCCGAGCCCAAUUCGGAAGCGGAAGAGGACAUCUUCGACACUGGCUAUAUCGAUGCGAUAGCAAGUGGAGAGUUACCGAUCGCGUACGUACCAGAGUCACCUGUUCUUGAGUCGUUCGAAGGCGAAGACCCGUUCGACACCUCCUACGCGGAGAAGGUUAUAAAAGGACCGGAGGUAUCGAAGCGUGGCAAGAAGCUCGUGAGUAUCGGCUCAGCUGUCGAGGUUCUCACUGGGCGAGUUGAAAGUGUCGGUACUGGCUCAACUAAGGGCAAUCGACAGCGGCGUGGAAUCCAGAAUUUGCUGCUUGAGAGCUUUGACGAAGGUGAUCAACGCCAGCAAGGUCGGGGUGACGGCGAACCUGCGGUUCCUGAGCAAGACGAGCAAGCAGUUGUCGAAGAGCCGCAAGCCUUCAGCUUGCUAGAUGACUCCGCCGAUCUUCCGACAGAUGUUCCGAUCGAUCUCAGCGUAUCACUCCAUCUGAGUCUCCAGAAACAGCAUCAGGAAGAAGAAGAUAACCGUAAGGCACAAGCUCCGGCUGGCGAGGCAGAGUCUGCGGUCGUCCAGGAGCUAGAUCUAGACGAGUUUGACGAUCUCAAGAAUCGCACUCCAGCCCUUGCAGGGGACGACUUUGAGCUUCUGACUGGAGAAGCAGAAGGUUCCCGAGCAAAGUCUCCUUCAGCAGGUGGUUUACUAGUGGUUAAUUUAGACGAGUUCGAAGACGCACCAGUAGACGACCCAUUCGACACCGGUUUUGUUGAACGUAUUCUCCCCGCCACCGCGGUCGAGGACGACGAGUUUGAUCCUCGAGCCGGUGACGCUUCCGACGACGACUUUGACUUUGAUCCACGAGCUGCUGAGCGUGUUGAGCGGGCAAUCACACCUGACUUGUUCUCCGCAGACCAGCCGGGGUCAUUGCAGGUAACUUCUGGUACUGGCACGCUUACGAAAGACCUGCUAUCUGGUAGCAGCUCGGAUCUAGCAGGCAUCGCACACGCACCCCUUGAGUGUACUGCAGGUGUAUCCGAGUUGGUAACGUCCGGUGAUCCGUUCGACACCUCGGACGUCGAGUUCAUCGUUGCACCGGGGAAGACCGAGCUAAAGUUCCUAGAGGAGGAACUUCUCACCGACCAGGCGGGUCUAAGCCACUCGCUCAGUGAUCCCGACUUCGAUCCACGAGCUGACGGUGACGAUCAGGCAACGUCACACGAAGAUCAGCGCACUGAGGAGGACUUCCAGUCGUUAGCACAACGCAAAUCUUCGCUAAGCUUGCACAUCGCUAACGGAGGCGCUCUUGGUGGAAACGCGAACCGAAGCAAGUCGGUGGUGUUUGCCGUACCAACACCGGACUUGCUGAAACUCGACGGAGAGCAGUCGCUGACGAAGAAGCCGUUAACGCCGUACUAUAACCGUGAGCCAUCCCUGCCGGACGUUGAAGCUGAUCCGUUCGACACCUCAUUUGUACCGUCUGUGGCACCGACACAACUUGAGCUGAACCUGCUCGAGCAGGAGCUCAACAACGCAUCGCUGCACCACAGCCUCUCGGAUCCUGAGUUCGACCCACGAGCCAGUUCACCGGCGUUAGAAGUUCACUCGGUCCGGUCGGAUUUGCUAGGCGUGAGCGGAGAAGAGGAACACCUGCAAAAGGUCUUGACACCGGCACGUGGUGGUGAGCCAAUCGAGGCUGACCCCUUUGAUACGUCCAUCGCGGUUAAUUUGCAACCAGGACGAGCCGAGCUGAAGUUGCUCGAGGACGAGCUCAUUCCGCCACCUGUACGAGACGCUAACGCUGUGUCAGAUAUUCUAUCGGACGUUGCGCAGGAGCCAAGCUCGGUGUUCGUAAAGGUGUUAACGCCUCAAGCUAGCUGCGGAUCGCUUGAUAUCGGUGCCGGAGUUGGUGGAGAGCCCGAAGAGAUCGAUCCGUUCGAUACAUCGUUCGUACCCAGUCUGGGCCCAGGCCGAACCGAGAUUAAGUUGCUCGAAAGCGAGCUCAUAGACCAGUAG
Anopheles nili is the source of this 2612-nucleotide messenger RNA. Its product is annotated as protein stoned-A. The transcript is spliced from 3 exons. NCBI's taxonomy places the organism in Eukaryota, Metazoa, Arthropoda, Insecta, Diptera, Culicidae. The record is from RefSeq and is a predicted model, not a curated record. Bases 147 to 2612 code for a protein of 821 amino acids.